AUGCUUAGAGGAUAUCAAAAUAGGACUAUCCGCAUCUGUUCUGACAGUCAGGCUGCUCUCCUAUUACUGUCAAGGUGUAAAUUCACAUCUUUGUUAGUGUGGGAAUGCUUCUCGGUCCUCUGUGACCUAUCCACUCAUAACAGGGUAUCCCUGCAUUGGGUACCUGUACAUAUGGGUAUCGGUGGAAAUGAGCUUGCUGAUGAAGCGGCACGAGCUGGCUCUAAUAUCAUAAUUAGAAAUGGACAAGCUGUUGGUGUAAAAUUUGACGUGAAUGGAACAUUAUAUGAAAUAAAGGCAAGGAAAGAAAUCAUAUUGUCUGCAGGUACUGUCAAUUCAGCUCAGAUACUAAUGCUUUCAGGUGUAGGACCAAAGGACGAACUUGAAAAGCAUGGCAUUCCUCUUGCUGCUAAUUUACCUGUUGGAAACAAUUUACAAGAACACUACUCAGCAACAAAUGUCUAUGAACUUAAUCCAAGCAUACUUUCUUUCACCAAGUUGCUUGCCAGCAAUGCAAGCUUCCAACAGUACAUAGAAAAGAGAACAGGAAUAAAGACUUGCCAAAAGCAUUCAGAAACUGAAGCCAUGAAAUCUAUUGGGUCAAAGUUUCUUCGUACUGCAUAUCCUGGUUGCGAGAAUUUUGAAAAUUUUUCAGAUGAUUAUUACCGCUGUCAUGCAAGAUCAGUUCUAUUAACACAAAGUCAUCAAGUCGGGACUGCGAAAAUGGGAGACGAAAAUGAUCCAUCGACUGUAGUUGAUCCAGAAUUACGUGUGAAGGGCAUAAAAGGAUUAAGAGUUGUGGAUGCAUCUGUAAUGCCAAUUGUUCCUUCUGGAAACACGAACAUUCCUACAAUCAUGAUUGCAGAAAAAGCUUCUGAUAUAAUUAAAAGAACUAUUAAAAAAACUGAAACCAGAUCUUUUUCAUGGGUUUCGUUUUAG
Messenger RNA from Parasteatoda tepidariorum (common house spider), 936 nucleotides. NCBI's taxonomy places the organism in Eukaryota, Metazoa, Arthropoda, Arachnida, Araneae, Theridiidae. The record is from RefSeq and is a predicted model, not a curated record.